CAAAGGUCACCACCCUUUAAGCCUGAACUGUGCUUAAGUGAGGGAGCCUUGUGACGCUCUCAGCAAGACUCUAGCUGAGCCGAAAUGGACAAGGCUGAGCAACCCCCGCACCCAGUCCCAGGAUGAAACCAGUUUAGCCAGGGAAAGAUCACCUCUGCUCCCUGUAUCUACCUCUGAGCAUUAGAUCCUGUGACGGGACCCCAUGGAUGCGGCUGGGGCCCCCUGCUCCAGCCGGGAGGCGCUGGCAAGGGAGCUGAUUCUGGCCGCACUAGAAGACUUGAGCCAGGAGCAGCUAAAGCGCUUUCGCCACAAGCUGCGGGAUGCGCCCCUGGAUGGCCGGAGCAUCCCUUGGGGGCGACUGGAGAACUCAGACGCCGUGGACCUCGUCGACAAGCUGACCCAGUUUUAUGGGUCAGAGCCAGCCGUGGAUGUGACCCGAAAGAUCCUGAAGAAGGCGGAUGCUCGAGAUGUGGCGGUGCGGCUCAAGGCGCAGCAGCUGCAGCAACUCGGCCCCAGCUCAGUGGUUGUCUCCCUGUCGGAGUACAAGAAGAAAUACCGCGAGCACGUGCUUCUACAGCACGCUAAAGUGAAGGAGAGAAACGCCCGCUCCGUGAAGAUCAACAAGCGCUUCACCAAGCUGCUUAUCGCUCCGGGGAGCAACGCCGUGGAGGAUGAGCUGCUGGGGCCGUCGGAGGAGCCGGAGCCUGAGCGCGCGAGGCGCUCGGAUACGCACACCUUUAAUAAGCUCUUCCGGGGAGAUGACGAGGGCCUGCGGCCGCUGACCGUAGUACUACAGGGCCCGGCGGGCAUUGGCAAGACCAUGGCCGCCAAGAAAAUCCUCUAUGAUUGGGCUGCCGGCAAGCUAUACCACGGCCAGGUGGACUUCGCCUUCUUUAUGCCGUGCGGCGAGCUGCUGGAGAGUCCGGGUACGCGCAGCUUGGCAGACCUGAUCCUUGACCAGUGUCCGGACCGCAAGGCUCCGGUGCGGCAGAUACUGGCGCUUCCCCAGCGCCUACUGUUUAUCCUGGACGGUGCAGACGAGCUGCCUGCUGUUGGAGCCCCGGAGGCCGCCCCCUGCAAAGACCCUUUCGAGGCUACAAGUGGCUUGAGAGUUCUGAGAGGACUGCUGAGCCAGGAGCUGCUGCCCUUGGCUCGCUUGCUGGUGACUACACGCAAUGUCGCCCCAGGGACUCUGCGGGGCAGACUGGGCUCGCCACAGUGCGCAGAAGUACGCGGCUUCUCAGACAAAGACAAGAAGAAGUAUUUCUUCAAGUUCUUCAGGGAUGAGAGGAAGGCAGAGCGCGCUUACCGCUUUGUGAAAGAGAAUGAGACGUUGUUUGCGCUGUGCUUCGUGCCCUUCGUGUGCUGGAUCGUGUGCACGGUGCUGCAGCAGCAACUGGAGUUGGGCCAGGAUCUGUCUCGUACCUCCAAGACCACGACAUCGGUGUACCUGCUCUUCAUCGCCAGCAUGCUGAAGUCUGCAGGCACCAAUGGACCCCGGGUGCAGGGAGAACUGCGCACGCUGUGCCGUCUGGCCCGGGAGGGCAUCCUGAAGCAUCAAGCACAGUUCUCAGAAAAUGACCUGGCGCAGUUGAAGCUUCAGGGCUCUCAAGUUCAGACAUUGUUUCUCAGCAAGAAAGAAGUGCUGGGCGUUCUAGAAAAGGAGGUCACCUACCAGUUCAUUGACCAGAGCUUCCAGGAGUUCUUGGCUGCAUUGUCCUACCUACUGGAGGCUGAGGGGGCUCCAGGGGCACCUGCGGGAGGUGUGAAGAUGCUCCUGAACUCUGACGCAGAGUUGCGUGGUCAUCUUGCACUCACCACCCGCUUCCUCUUCGGACUGCUGAGUGCAGAAAGGGUUCGUGACGUUGAACGUUAUUUUGGCUGUGUGGUGCCAGAACGCGUGAAACAGGACACCCUACGGUGGGUACAAGGACAGAGCCACCCCAAAGUGGCUCCAGUAGGGCCAGAAAAGAAUGAUGAGCUGGAGGACACUGAGGAACCAGAGGAGGAUGAGGAGGACCUCAACUUUGGACUGGAACUGUUGUACUGCCUGUAUGAGACACAAGAGGAUGCUUUUGUUCGCCAGUCUCUCACCAACCUUCCAGAGAUAGUCCUGGAGCGAGUUCGGUUCACCCGCAUGGACCUCGAGGUCCUGAGCUACUGCGUCCGGUGCUGCCCAGCUGGUCAGGCUCUGAAACUGGUCAACUGUGGGCUGGUGGAGGUAAAGGAGAAGAAGAAAAAGAGUCUGAUGAAGCGGCUGAAGGGUUCUCAAAACACCACGAAACAACCCCCAGUCUCCCUGCUGCGUCCACUCUGUGAGGCCAUGACGUCCCAACAAUGUGGCCUGCAUAUCCUGAUCUUUUCACGCUGCAAACUACCUGAUGCAGUUUGUCGAGACCUCUCUGAGGCCCUGAAGGUAGCUCCUGCUCUCAGGGAGCUGGGUCUUCUCCAGUGUCGGCUCACUGAGGCAGGCCUGCGUUUACUGAGUGACGGACUGGUUUGGCCCACGUGCCAGGUGCAGACACUCAGGAUGCAAAUGCCUAACCUCCAAGAAGCAAUCCAGUACUUGGCCAUCCUGCUCCAGCAGAGCCGGGUCCUGACCACCCUGGAUCUCAGUGGCUGUCAGCUGCCUAACUACAUGGUGUCCUGCCUGUGUUCAGCCCUGAAACACCCUAACUGCUGCCUAAAGACACUCAGUCUGACCUCUGUGGAGCUGAGUGACAUGUCACUGAGGGACCUUCAAGCUGUGAAGACAUCAAAGCCAGACCUGACCAUCCUACAUCCAAAACUAGACACACAUCCUCAGCCUCUCAAGAGAUGAAGCAGUGUCUUCCGAGGCCCUGGAAGCCAGAACAGGGUAAAUGAUGCUGUAAUAAAAGCCCUUAUGAAGAUGUUCUCCCCAUUCAAAAGCAGGAAGAUGCCAGCUUCUCCCUCAAGGCAAGUCUUUCAAGUCAAGAAGCCACAGAAGGGCAAACAAAAGACCCAGGUAGAUAUAGGCCCUUGAUGGCUCCUGGAUAGGCCUGGUACAUGUCCGACCAUGCCUUGGACACUCUGAGGUUAGUUUUUCCCCCAGCCCCACAACCACUGCUACCUUACUUUCUGUACCCUCCAAUCUGUCCCUUGCAGAUAAUCCCAACAAUAAUAAGAAUAUGCAGUAAUUGA
Microtus oregoni (creeping vole) is the source of this 3162-nucleotide messenger RNA. RefSeq names its product NLR family pyrin domain containing 6 (gene Nlrp6). Bases 203 to 2821 code for a protein of 872 amino acids. Gene Ontology annotation, cellular component: cytoplasm; canonical inflammasome complex. NCBI's taxonomy places the organism in Eukaryota, Metazoa, Chordata, Mammalia, Rodentia, Cricetidae. Gene Ontology annotation, molecular function: vasopressin receptor activity; peptide binding. Gene Ontology annotation, biological process: response to bacterium; acute inflammatory response; regulation of inflammatory response. The record is from RefSeq and is a predicted model, not a curated record. The transcript has 8 exons.